AGCGCCGUGCGCGACGACGACGACGACGACGAGAACGACGAGACGACGUCGGACAUUCGCGCACGUUACAUUUCUCCUCGUCGUCGGUCGUCUCGUCCCCGUUUCAUUCAGAAGGAUUACCUAAAUCGGAUUGAAAUGAAAUUUCGAUCGUGAGAAAUUUUCAUCGUCAAACACUGCGUGUGCGUUCUUCGACAUCUCCCGCGUCGUGGACGUUAAAGUGCGUGUGCUCCGAAACGAAUGGUACUUAUCGGGCACGCAACGUGGGUGGUGAACCGUGGUGUGGUGAUCUAUAAUUAACGAAGAGCGCGUCUGGCAACGGAACGCGGUACCAUCGCUGCAAGAAAUUAAGUCUCGAUGAAAAUAUCUCUUGAUGAAAUAGCAGCGAGACGCAGAGAGUGAAAAAGUGAAGGAUGUGAUCGACGAAUUGCGGACGUUUAUCGCCGGACGUGUUUCAACAAGCGCCGCGUUUCGAUCGGCGAACUAGAUCGAUACGAAGUGAUGAGACAGUCUAGAAUAUAUACAUCGAGAUCAUUGAGGAACAACGUUAGCAAGUUUUGGCUGAAUAAUGAACUUCUUGAAUCUUGUUGGCAACAUUACGGUGUCAAAAUGGAGCAGAUCGGUCGUGAAACUUCAUGUAGCCGGUGAUCGUCUGGAAGUAUAACUUUCUUAUUAGUUUCCACGCACAUAAAUACGUGGUAACUCGGGGGAUCCUGCCCUCGUUUCAUCGUCGUUCAAUAUCAAUUUCCGAGGUGCGAAGCAUAUUACGGAACGGGAAUCGGAAUUAACUGCGUGACUCAUUCGAAGAAGCGAUACUCUCGGUCACGUUUUACGAGCGGGAUAAUCUCGUAGAGAUCGAAUUAACCACGACGAGUCGAAGAUUUUCACCAGCGGGAAAACGACGACGCAGAUCGGGGACGAUGAUUGAAGCAUUCAUGCUCGAAAAGAGAACGCGGGUAUGACCUGAUCCACGAUUAAGAGAUCGAUCGACCCUGAUCGCUCUCCCUCUCCCCCUCUAGCGAGCAUCAAGCGAGCCGCGACAAGACCAUCAAUACCCUAAUAAAUGUCACUUGCACGAUCGAUUGGUGCCUUUUGCCAGGCAUGACAUAAAGAGAGGGCGAUUUAAAAGCGACAGAGACGACGGGUCAACGUUGUCGAAAACGGCUGUCGACGUUGGAUUGGUCGGAAGGACGCUCUUCGCGGACGAGAGUAUGUAAUCGAGAUCCCCGGCGCCACUUUCGGAGACCUUGAUAAUUAUCCACGAAUGGAGGAUGAACAGCGGUGCGUGAGGGAGAGAGGCGGACGCUUUUAAACCGAUGAGAUGACAGUGCUGUGCGUGCUGUGGGCUACUCUGUCCACCGUAGCCUCGUUUCUGGCGUGCGCCGGUUUUUACAUGCCUUACUGGAUUCAGGGACGACUACUGGGAAAGGCAGAUGCGUACUUCAGUUCCUUUCGACGUUGCAACUAUCCGCGAAUUAGGCCCCCUAACACCACGCCCGAGAUAGUUUACGAAUGCGCGAGAUAUUCCAGCUUUUGGGAUAUACCGAGUGCCUGGUGGCAGGCGAGUACAGUCAUGAUGGGAAUCGGCGUCGCGAUCGCAGUGAUUGGUGCUUUGACGCUUUUUGCAGCGGCCUCAUCAUUCCUCCCACACAUUCUAAAAACGCCGAAACACACAAGAGUUCUUGGUUCCUUGCAAUUGCUCGCUGCAGCGAUGAUAUGCGGCGGUCUGAUCAUGUAUCCGAUCGGCUGGGAUAAUCGGGAGGUACGCGAAUCCUGCGGAAAGGGGGCCAAUGUUUACAAUCUCGGAAAGUGCUCGGUGUCCUGGUCGAGCUACUUGCUGGUCGGCUCAGUGGCGUUGCUGAUGCUGUGCUUCGGCCUGAGCUUCUGCGCGGCGCGGCACAAGCCCACGAAUUCGCACACGGAUCCCCUGCGCAUUUGACAAUCGAGAUACUCGCAGUCGAUUCACGCCUACGCCUCGCCAAAGACGACCACCACGCUCUCCAUCGUCACGGUUUGUUGAUCAUCGCGCCUGUUGCGUGCAUGCGCCGUGCGUAAGUAUGCGACCCUCCGUCGCCCAUCCGGGUCGAGGCGCGAAACGAGAUGCACAUAUGUCAUCCCGCGCAUAUAUAAACACGUCGCACGUUUGCGCGGGAUGUUUUUGUUUGUCGCGGCGUGACGACUGCGAGUUGCGUGCGGCCUCGCAUCUCAUACAUAUUUUACGUACACGUAUUUUUCGAUUCGAGGCGAGAAUGCAAAUUUUUGCGAUUUCACGUAGAUUUAAUGCAUGGUUUAACGCAAACGUGCCAUAUGCGUGACUAACCCCCUUCCCAUUGACACGUCUCGCGCUACGGCCGGCGCGAACGCUUUAAAUGAGCGUCGCGCUCGUAACAUAAUUCAUCGAUAAACCAAAUGAUUGAUUAUUGAACGGUUAAGUGGGUAGGUACGAGUUGACAAUUUGAAAAAAUUAAUUUCCCCCUCUCUGUUCCACUUUGAAUAUAUCCGUCGAACACGAGAAAAGUAUACGAUCCACAGGGAUAAAUAAUUUUACACGCGAGGGAGAAACGGUUUCCGCUAAAUUGUAAGAAAGUUCUCUUGUGUGCAAAGAGUUUGGAAAAAAAAUUCUGCCUUCUUUUUGAUAAUUUCUUUUUAAUAUUAUUGGACAAUUUUUCGCAACGAAAAUAUAAGAACUGUAUUCGAAGUUUGGGUCUCGAAAGAUUGAUGAAAUUUUUGACAGGUUAACGCAUAUCUACCCUCUCGAGGCAAAUUCUGUGCCUCUGUAUAUAGCAUACGCGACCUGUAUAUGUACGUAUGUAUAUACCGUUUAAAGUGAAUCUUAUAGUCUUGUUUCACGGCGCAGACUGUUCGAGAACUGCUACGGUAUUUCCAAUUUGGUGCCGUAGUAAGCCCCGGGUGGAAGCGACAAAGCAAUUGGCAAUUCGCCUUUCAGCACUUUCAAUUCGCUUGCCGGGCGUAUACACGGUGGCGCGAAAGGAUUCGGACCGGGAGAAAUACGAACACAUACAUACACAUCUCUUUCGCGACGGGACUUUGCAUUCAGAUGCGUCGAUAACGAUCACGGUAUCCAGGUGGACUCACCGCACCCUCCUUUCGAAGACGGGAAAUCGCUAUGUAUAUCCCACGGUCCCGAAGAAGCCCUUCGGAUAUAUCGAUCGCAUAGACGUGGAGAACGUUUCGACUCUCUAGAGAUUUUCUACGUUUCUCUUAUUUAUCCUCGUCUCGGAUUCCUUCCUCAAGAUGCUAUUUCUUUCGUGAAAAUAACGAUAUUGACGAAACGAUGAUUGUCAGUUGUGCGUCUAAGUGUUUUCUCUUAAAAUUUAUUAAAUUUCCAAACGUAAGAUCCCAGAUUUUUUUCGAAUAAUAUAUGUAUUUAUGUCUCGCAUAAAAUAUCGCUUUAUCUGAUCGUUUUAUAGGAUAACAGAAAAGUGUUGCGUUUUAUACGUAGGAAAUUCUUACGUGGAGCUACUCUAUCAAACAAGUAAUUGUUCUCCAUAUUGAAUCGCGCACGCAAGAGAGAAUGUUGAGAAAAUUGGGUUUAAGCCAGACGCGGAAAAUUUAGCGGCUA
Molecule: messenger RNA, 3580 nt
Organism: Camponotus floridanus (Florida carpenter ant)
Lineage: Eukaryota; Metazoa; Arthropoda; Insecta; Hymenoptera; Formicidae
Product: LHFPL tetraspan subfamily member 6 protein
Exons: 5
Coding region: 1319-1936 (205 amino acids)
Cellular component (GO): membrane
Source: RefSeq, a predicted model, not a curated record